UAUCUACUUAAUUGUGAACAACGACGCGUGAUGCACGGCUUGUCGACUCUCGAGUCGUUCGAUACGAACGUUGCUCCCCGUGUUCCGACCGCGAUGAUUAGAUUCGGGUCAAGAUCAAAGCGCGCGAGGCGAGAUACGUACUUUUCCAAUCCGGGCGUCGUUAAAGAAAUAAUUAUCGUAUCGUUUAUUGUCGCGUGUGUGUACGUGCGUGUGUCGGUGUGUGCUAGUGCGUAUCGUCAGGACGACAGCAUCUUCAGCAACGGGGAUCAAGAGGAACAACCGACAAGACUCAUCACGCCGCUGGCGGAUAAGCCUAUCUUCAGCGAGAUAUGCAUGGAGGACAAAAGAGGAAUUAAAAUGGACGAAGAAUUAUCGCGAUGGACUUAAAUCCUUGCCGGCCGCUGGUUUCGUGCCAUUGCUCCAUAUGUCCGGUACCGCGAUAAUCUCUGUCACGUGUCGCCGCAUCUUUUGUCGGAUCAUCUUUUCGCUGCCACGAACCAGCGAGGAAGCAAGGUAAGCCUGGGAUUUGGUAUGCCAUCCCCGCUACUUAAUUUCAACAGUAAAAUUUACGUUACUUUUGCGUGCGCGUCUCUAUGUACUGCACGACAACUUCAAUCGCAGCUCUCGAUAUUACGGGUGAAAACACGGGAAAAUCACGGUUUAAUCUCGCCUUCACCCCGUUCGCCUGUUAUUUUCUGCUCGUGAAAAAGAGUCUCGUAAUCGAGACUCCGCUAAAUGGCCAAGUUAAAAGCACACUGUACUAUUACUCGCGAAAUGUAAUUUUAAAAACGUUAUGAGUUUCUCUAUAAUUAAUUGCAAACUUUCUUGACGAAAAUUCUAUAAAGCAUAAAUAAUUCGUCAAUGUGGCGUCAAACUAAUUAAUGUUCGAAUAAAUUUAUAAGCCCGGUAAAUUUUUAAUUAACUUGUGAAACGCUCCAUUUUGUCGAUUAUAUUUUAGUAUUUAUGAUAGCUUAAAUUAUAUGAACGUCUCUAAAUUAUUUUGAGCUGUUUUGAAACGUUUUCUUAACACAUGUUUCACAUUUCAUAAUCAGUGUUACGCUUAGAUAACUUAAAUAUUAAAAUGAUCUCAAAAAAGAUAAAAUAAAAUAAGGAUGAUUUAAUUUUUAAUUUGUGUAG
Messenger RNA from Solenopsis invicta (red fire ant), 1137 nucleotides. RefSeq lists its product as uncharacterized. The record is from RefSeq and is a predicted model, not a curated record. The transcript has 2 exons. Bases 31 to 387 code for a protein of 118 amino acids. Lineage: Eukaryota; Metazoa; Arthropoda; Insecta; Hymenoptera; Formicidae.